Molecule: messenger RNA, 2250 nt
Organism: Fusarium musae
Lineage: Eukaryota; Fungi; Ascomycota; Sordariomycetes; Hypocreales; Nectriaceae
Exons: 3
Coding region: 1-2250 (749 amino acids)
Biological process (GO): DNA-templated transcription; regulation of transcription by RNA polymerase II
Cellular component (GO): chromatin
Molecular function (GO): DNA-binding transcription factor activity, RNA polymerase II-specific; zinc ion binding; RNA polymerase II cis-regulatory region sequence-specific DNA binding
Source: RefSeq, a predicted model, not a curated record
AUGUCUCCAAUUGCGAAUCAGCAAGGGUUCCCAAAUCAACAGAAUAUGUCGCAGAAUAAUUUUGUCAGCCAGCAAAACGUUAUGCCUAUGACCCUCCCUCCGGCUCAGUACCCCAACGGACAAAAUGCUGCCGUGGUUACUUCAGCGGAAUACUCAGAGCCAGGAACCACGCAGCCUAGCGAGAUGAUGAUGCUGGAUCAGAUGGCCAUACCCGCAACUGUUCCUGUCUUCGGAGAGGGAGGCGAUAUGAACAAGUCACCCUACGUUGGGAUGCCGGAGGACUUUAUGGCUUACCUCUUCAAUUCCCCCAGUCAAGCCAUGACACCAGUGAUGGGCCCCAACUACACCAACUAUGCGGAAUUACAAGGAAAUCAAUUUAAUAUGAAUCUUCUGGGCACAGACAGCAAUUCACUUGGAUACUUUCCCAGCGCUCCUCAGCAGGUAAUGGCUGUCAACAACCUUCUUGAUCAACAAGUUCCGGAAGCCACGAUAUCUGAGGAAAAGAGUCAAGAACUAUUCGACUUUAUCAAAGAGCGCUUCCAUGACAACAAGCAUGCUCCACCCGAUCGUCAGUGGGCCGAUCUGCUUGAAGGUGAUCGAUCAAACGGCGAGCAUAUGUUGAGUAAGAGAAUGAUGCAGGCUUACAUCGGUUCUUAUUGGUAUCAUUUCAGCGAUCAGAUGCCUAUUCUUCACAAGCCUACUUUCUCUCCUGACAAGACACCGAACUUAUUGCUCCUCGCGAUGAUGGCCAUCGGAGGGGCUUGCCUCGACAGGACCCAUGGACACAAUGUGACGAGAGCAAGCGCCCAGCUCUCAAACUUUCUUGCCUGGCAUCUUCGUUGGGACAUCUUCAUGGACGUUAGCUUCAGGCCGCCUGCUAAACUGUGGAUCUUCCAGGCUUUGAUUCUCCUGGAAUUAUACGAAAAGAUGUUUGCGACCAGAGAGCUCCACGAACGGGCCCACAUUCACCAUGCGACCACUAUCACUCUCAUGCGACGAGGACGAUCUCUGAUCGGCAAAUCUGCACUGGACUCUCCGCCAAACCCUCGUGACGUAUCCAAUGGGUCCCGGCAGUCCUCCACGUCCAGCUCGACAGGAACAGCUGAUAAAUGGUGGGAGCACUGGGUCACAAACGAGGCGACCCGGCGUGCAGCAUUCGCGGCCUUCAUUGUCGAUUCCAUCCAUGCAACGAUGUUUGGUCAUUCUGCAGUCAUGGUGGCUCAUGAAAUGCGACUGCCUCUUCCUUGUGACGAGUCUAUGUGGCGAGCCGGAAGUAGUUCUGAAGUUUGGAGGAUUGAAUCAAACUUGAUGUCAAAUGGCAUCAAGCCAACUUCAUUCCUGGAGGGUCUCAAGAGAACUUUGAGUGGUCAGGAUGUCCACACGACAUCAUUCGGCAGAACAGUGCUCAUGACAGGCCUGUUGAGUGUCUCAUGGCACAUGCACCAGCGGGAUCUUCAGGUCAAUGUGCUGGGCGGUGGCAUCAUCCAGGCUCUUGGUGGUCGUGACCGGUGGCGGGCUACUCUCACUCGAGCAUACGACACUUGGAAAGCUGAUUUUGACAAGCAUCUUGAACGAAGCGAAGCCGCUGACCCAUAUCGAGACAACGCUACUAAGAGGCAGGAGUUCAACGUCGUAUUCGAAAGUCGCACGGUUUUGCAUCAUUUGGCACACAUGGCCAUGCAUGCUGAUAUCGUGGAUUGCCAAAUGUUUGCACGAGCAAAGCGUCUACUUGGUCGAACGAUUGGGCCUCAAGAGUUUAAUAGUGCUCAAAGGCGAAUCAAAGACCACUGGGCUCACUCCGCGAGGGCGAGAGAUGCAGCCUUUUACGCUAUCAAGUUCCUCUGCUCAGUGCUUGCUCCAGAUCAAGUAUCUGCAGCACAUGCGGGCGGAUACCACCUCGAUGAGCCUUACGACGCCCGCGACGAUGUUCUCCUGAAUCGGCCUUGGGUGAUGUACUUCGCUGCCCUGGUUGUGUGGAGUUAUGGAUUUGCGCUCGAGGGACCUUGUCCCAAUAUUCCGCUACCUACCACAAGGCACGAGAAGCUGCAGCAUAUGAGGAACUAUUUUGUCAAAUUCGGUGGCAUCGACAGUCCAGGUGCACUACAAGGUAGAUCAGGGGUCAACGCGAAUACAGCUCUUCUCAUGGUCCUCAAAGACACAUUUCAGACAACACGUUGGGAAUUGCUUCAUGAAGGAUCGGCUCUUUUAAGCAACUGCAUUAUCCUUAACCAAGGCGGAACAAUUGAUUAA